AUGGCUUUGCUGUGGCUGCUUGUGCUGCUGGCCCUGGCCCGGCCCGUGGGGGCCGCCUGGGACACGUGCAGAGGCACCUGCGGGCUCCGGCCCAUGGCCUUCGACCACAGAUCGCUGGUUGUGGACUAUGACCCCUCAGAUGGUGACUACGGAAACCUGGGCUCUUCUGAUGGCACUUCCCUCGCUGAGGAUGGCUCUGGUGUCCCCUCAGGGACCUGGCCUGGCAUCGCCAGCAUCCAGGUCACCAUGGAGAGUGGCACGUGGCACAUGUGCUCGGGGGCACUCAUCCAUCCCCAGUGGGUCCUGUCGGUCGCACACUGCUUCACUGAGACUGGGGACAUCUCCAGAUGGGAAGUGGUGAUCGGGGCCACGGAUCUGGCUAAACCGGGCCCUGAGUCCAAGCAGUGUCACAUCAAGAGGAUCCUGAUGCACCAGGAAUAUGACGCUGACUCGGAGUGGAACAACAUCGCCCUACUGGAGCUGGACCAGCCCGUGGCGUGCAGCGACUACAUCCAGCUGGGCUGUGUGCCCGACAGCUCCCUGGCAGUGCCCGAGCUGAAAACCUGCUACAUUGCGGGCUGGAGAGCCACCCCGGGCAGCGCCCGGAGCCCACGCCUGGUGCUGCAGGAGGCCAAGGUGCGGCUCAUGGACGUCCAGCUUUGCAACAGCAGCCGCUGGUACGGGGGGGCCGUGCACCCCCAGGACCUGUGCGCGGGGUACCCGCGGGGCGGCAUCGACACCUGCCAGGGGGACAUCGGGGGACCUCUGGUCUGCAAGGACAACGUUGGUGACUACUUCUGGCUGGUGGGACUGGCCAGCUGGGGUGAGGGCUGUGCCGGGGCCAAGCGACCCGGGGUGUUCACCUCCACCCAGCACUUCCACACCUGGAUCCAGGUGCAGAUGGGUUUGGUCCCGCCUGACAAGGAGGUGCCACCUCCAGAGCCAGCCCCGCCCCCCAUCAUUGAGGAAGAGCCAGCAGAAUUGGAACCGGUACCAAUCCCUGAACCAGAACCCAUACCAGUACUAGAAAAAGAAGAGGAAGAAGAGGAAGAAGAAGAAGAAGAGGAAGAAGAAGAAGAAGAAGAAGAAGAGGAAGAAGAAGCGAAAUCGGACACGUUUAUAACAAUUCCAUUCCCCAAGGGCAUCCUGCUACGGUUCUUUGGGAGCCUGCAGGACUUCCUGGAGUUCCUGCGGGACAAAAUGGAUUGA
Messenger RNA from Cinclus cinclus, 1209 nucleotides. Its product is annotated as acrosin-like. The record is from RefSeq and is a predicted model, not a curated record. Gene Ontology annotation, molecular function: serine-type endopeptidase activity. The coding region runs from base 1 to 1209 and encodes 402 amino acids. Lineage: Eukaryota; Metazoa; Chordata; Aves; Passeriformes; Cinclidae. The transcript has 5 exons. Gene Ontology annotation, biological process: acrosome reaction; proteolysis.